Molecule: messenger RNA, 1518 nt
Organism: Saccostrea echinata
Lineage: Eukaryota; Metazoa; Mollusca; Bivalvia; Ostreida; Ostreidae
Product: tetratricopeptide repeat protein 38-like
Exons: 13
Coding region: 69-1451 (460 amino acids)
Molecular function (GO): protein binding
Source: RefSeq, a predicted model, not a curated record
UUUAUAAUAAGGACGUGCUUGUGACCAUAAUCAACACAAUUUGCGGAUUGUAGAAUACCACAAACAGAAUGAAGAGAUCGUGGAGAGAUUGUCAGGGAUGGAGGGACUCCAAUUUACCUCUGACCUCCGCCAAUGACGAAGCCUGCAGACUGUUCGAUACCGCCAUUACUCAGGUGACGUCCAUGUAUGCAGACGCCGAGAUGGGAGGCAUUGGUAACACGUUUAAAAAGAUGUUGGAAGCCGAUCCUAAUUUCGUUAUGGGUCAGGUGUUGGUAAAUUCUAUGAAAUAUGGGGAAUCCAAGAGCGAUACAGAGGAUGUAAGGAAAGCCGUAGUCGACAUUUCAAAUCAGGCUAUACAACAAGAAGUAACGGAAAGAGAAAGUAAAUACGUGGCAGCAUUGAAACAAGUGGCGGAAGGGAACAUUCUACAAGCUGCCGCUACAAACAGGAGCAUUUUAAAUGAUUCACCAACCGACUUACUAGCAUGCCUGCUGGCUUUCGUUAAAUAUUACGAACUAGGAAUGUCUAAGGAGAUACUAGAAAUGAUGUCAUUCGUGUCGAAGGCGUACCAGCCGGAGACUCCGGGAUACAGUACUAUUCUCGGAUGGAAAGCCUAUGCACAUGAAGAAAACCUGCAGCUAGUAGAAGCUGAGCAGGACGUACACAAGAGUUUAGCUGUUUCUCCUGGCGAAGUUUUUGCAAUCCACACGAUGGCUCACAUCCAUCUAGAAAAAGGCAUGCUAGAUGAUGGUCUGGCCUUCCUUCAGAGUAAAGCCAAAUACUGGGAGUCAUCAAGUUUGGCGUGUCACAUAGCUUGGCAUGAAGCUCUGUUUUAUGUAGAAAAGGGACAAUUUGAUGAUGCAGUCACGACUUUUGAUGAAAAGAUAAUAACACGACUUGCAAAUCCAGGGAAUUUUAACGAUGCUUCUUCUUUAUUGUACCGUUUGUCUUUUGAAGAUAUCCAUGUUCCAGAAAGAUGGAAAAGCGUACUUCAACAUGUAGAUAUGUUAGCUGGGCAGUACAUCUGGAUGUAUCUGGAUGCUCACAUUUUACUGUGUUUACAUAGAAAUGGAGAAAAAGAACGGGCACGUGCAAUGUUGGAGGAGUUAAAGGAGUAUGUCAAAGAAAACUCUGCCACAAACGCUCAGGUGACACAUGAUGUUGGAAUACCACUCUGUGCUGGGAUAACGGCAUAUGAAGAGGGGGACCUAGAAACAGCUGUAAAUUGUCUCAACUCUGUACGUGAUUCACUUCAUAGAAUUGGAGGAAGCAUUGCACAGAGGGACACAUUCAUACAACUUUUGUUGCAUUCAGCGAUAAAAUCCCCUAACUCUAAGUACAGCCCCCUUGCUGGAACACUUCUAAUGGAAAGGAAAGCCAGGCGUGCCGAGGAUCCACUAGGGGAUCGCCUCAUGCUUCACGGAGGUGAAAGAUACAAUUUUGUUUCCUAGAUGUAUUCCUCAAUGUAUUCAUACUUUAAGUAUUAAAUGAUGUCAAACAUCUACGCGGUGUUGCUUA